AUGUGCAGAGUCUUCCCCACAGACCAAGUGGGUAAUGCAGAGAGUCGGAGUUUGGAGCACACAGACCUGAUCGUCCUGCCAGCUGUGUUUGUCUGCAUUGCUCUGGUGUUCAGCCUGAUUGUGCCCCCCUUUGGCAAGUACCCCAGCCUGGAACUUCAGCCCUGGGUGUACAACGAACAGUACACAUUUGUCAGAGAUGUGCCCUGCUCAGUGGGGGAGGAGGAGUGGACCACCGCCCCAGUUCCCCAGACCAUCGCAGACCUCUUCCAAAAUGGGAACUGGAUGAUAGAGAAUCCCUCACCCACCUGCCAUGUAGCAGUGACAAAAUCAAGAUCUGUCCGUGUGUCCUCUGGGGGCAGGGGGCCUGCCUCCCCCACAGAUUUUUUACUUGAAAAUUAUCACGUUUAAACUCCUAAAAAUGUGCUUUGGGAUGCCCGGGUGGCUGAGUGGUUGAGUAUCUGCCUUUGGCUCAGGGCGUGAUCCCAGGAUGCUGGAAUCGAGUCCCACUUCGGGCUCCCUGCAGGGAGCCUUCUUUUCCCUCUGCUUA
This is a messenger RNA of Nyctereutes procyonoides (raccoon dog), 547 nucleotides long. Its product is annotated as phospholipid-transporting ATPase ABCA1-like. The record is from RefSeq and is a predicted model, not a curated record. NCBI's taxonomy places the organism in Eukaryota, Metazoa, Chordata, Mammalia, Carnivora, Canidae. Bases 1 to 408 code for a protein of 135 amino acids. The transcript has 4 exons.